Molecule: messenger RNA, 1248 nt
Organism: Hibiscus syriacus
Lineage: Eukaryota; Viridiplantae; Streptophyta; Magnoliopsida; Malvales; Malvaceae
Product: nuclear pore complex protein NUP35-like
Exons: 4
Coding region: 211-1197 (328 amino acids)
Biological process (GO): nuclear pore organization; regulation of DNA-templated transcription; NLS-bearing protein import into nucleus
Cellular component (GO): nuclear pore nuclear basket; nuclear pore central transport channel; nuclear membrane
Molecular function (GO): phospholipid binding; single-stranded DNA binding; structural constituent of nuclear pore
Source: RefSeq, a predicted model, not a curated record
GGGGGGGAACAGUGGGAAAAUGAAGGCUUCUUUUUAUGUGAUUAAGCAGAAUCAAAUAGUAAUCAAAACCCGAAUUCUGAAAGUUGGAUUUCAGGUUUAGGGUUUCACAAAAUUAAAAUCGUUUAAAUCUCUUCACGGUCGUCGAUAACAGCUUCGUUCUUCAGAUUUUCAAUUUGGAGGGAAAAUUCAAACGGAGCUCAAUUCGAAGAAAUGAGCACUGUGAUUAAUAGAACUCCGAAAUCGGGGAGACAAUCAUUGUUUUUCCAAGACUUGGCAUCACCGGCCUCUUCCAGGCAAGGGAAAUUCUUUAGUCCAGGUCAAGCAGCAGCAGUUUCGGCUUUACGGCGAGAGAAUUCCGGUGGCUUGAAUCUCCCGCCUCCUCCUAUGUACACCUUGGAGGACCGUGCUGAUUUUUCGCCUGAAUCCAGGGGAUUGGAUUAUCCUAUUUCUCCUGAAAUCAAGUCAGACCCAAGAACUCCAGUUCAAAGCUCUGGAUGUGACUUCGCUUCUCCUGCAAAGGGAAAGUCAGGGGCCAGCAGUUCAUUUGCCGUACUUGAUGGACAGCAGAGUCAGCAGGGUGCAGCGAGCUUGAGUUGGUGGUCACCCAAGGCAAGUGGCAGUGAGCAAGAUGACAAGGGAAAGGGCUCUCCCGUUGAGGGCAUGGUUCAGCCUGGUGCUUUGAUCACACUUCCGCCUUCAAGACAAGUUGCCAGGCCAGAGGUACAGAAUAAUUCCGUACCUGCUGGAGAUUUGGAUGAGGAAGAUUGGGUUACUGUCUAUGGAUUCUAUCCAGCUGAUACGAAUUUAGUUUUACGAAAAUUUGAGAAGUGUGGUGUGAUAUUGAAACAUGUUCCUGGUCCAAGGGAUGCUAAUUGGGUGCACAUUCUUUAUGCGGCGAGAUCCGAUGCUCUGAGGGCACUUGGCAAGAAUGGGACGCAAAUAAGUGGAGUACUGAUUGUUGGUGUGAAGCCGGUGGAUCCAAUGCAACGUGAGGCUUUAAAUGAAAGAUCGAUUGAUCAGGGUUUCAUGACUUUACCCUCAACAUCAAGUAGAACAUCAGAGCUGAACAACUUCCGGCUACCCCGCCCAUUCCAUCUUCAAAAUGGCAAUGCCAAUGCACGACAGUCGGGAGGUCCUUUGGCAAGCCCUGCAAAAUCAUUAGGUAACAAAGUCAUGGAGUACUUGUUUGGAUAUUAGAAUCAUCUCCACACCUGCCCCCAUUUUUGUUAGGGCUCAUUACGGUGUGCG